Messenger RNA from Laetiporus sulphureus 93-53, 2412 nucleotides. Its product is annotated as heparinase II/III family protein. The transcript has 4 exons. NCBI's taxonomy places the organism in Eukaryota, Fungi, Basidiomycota, Agaricomycetes, Polyporales, Laetiporaceae. The record is from RefSeq and is a predicted model, not a curated record. Gene Ontology annotation, molecular function: lyase activity. Bases 1 to 2412 code for a protein of 803 amino acids.
AUGGCGUACGCAUACGCCCCUGCCGACAGCACAAAUGCCCUUCAGCCAGAGGUACAUUCCCCCGGCGAAGCGACCCCUCGCAGUGACCCGUACUACAAUGAAUCCCGGGGCUUCAUCUCGUCCUCGCGUGGGGGCAAGAAGAAGCACAACUACUUGCGAUGGUUUAUUAUCGCUGUUCCUAUCCUCAUUGCUAUAAUUCUUGCUGCCGUCCUCGGCGGCGUCCUGGGCAGCCGGGCCCACCACCAUACCUCGGCAUCAUCAUCCAGAGUGGCACAGGCCUCGGCCUCGUCCAGCGAGAGCGCCGUCGCCGCUGCAAGCUCCGCUGCUAGUGUCAAGGAGGCCAUUGGCGUCUUCGCCACGGGCACGGACAGCGUGUAUAUGCUACCCCUGUACCCUUCUACGACCAAUACAGCUGCCUUCACUAAACCCACCUUCCAGGCGGAAGCGUCUGGUGUCAGUUGGCCCACCGACCCAUGGCAACCGUCCAACCCCUCGCCGACCGAGGUACGCCCCAACCGCCCCCGAAUCAUCGCGCCGCAAUACAAGUGGGAUGCACUGCCGAAUCUCAUCAAGAACGAGCCGUACCUCAAGCUCUACAACGACACCAUCUUCGGCAAUGCGACGGAAUACUACAACCAGGAUGUCGUCGCGUAUUUCCUGGAUAGCGGUAACGGUAUCCUCGAUAUCGCGCGUCAGAUCAAGAUGAGGAUCAAGGCAUUCUCGUAUGCGUACCGCAUGACAAAUGACACGAAGUGGUCCGACAGGGCGUUCCAGGAGCUUCAGAAUGCUGCUGGAAACGGAACGAACAGCUUUGGUCCUGAUGAUGCGACUCGUUGGAACCCAACUCAUUUCCUUGACACUGCGGAAAUGACAGCUGCGUUCGCCAUCGCGUACGACUGGAUGUACGAUGCAUGGUCGGAUACUGAGAAAUCGCAGAUUCUCUGGACCAUGGUGGAGUAUGGCCUCAACAACGGUGUUUUCGCUUACACGAACAGCAACGAUGGAUACUACGGAUGGUGGACUAAUAACACACAGGGCAACUGGAACUGUGUUUGCAAUGGCGGUCUUACGAUGGGCGCGCUAGCCAUCCUUGGCGAUGAUACGUCUGGCCUAGCGGAGCAGAUACUCGGCUACACCAUCCCUAAUGCCAUUUUGAAUUGCGCAGAGGCGGUUACAUCAGACGGGACAUGGCAGGAGACGCCCAACUACUGGUACUUCGGGGUCACCGGUCAUGCCGAGAUGAUUUCUUCGCUGGUGACGGCCACUGGGUCUGACUAUGACCUGCUGUCCACCAACCCUGGGUUUGAAUAUACCGGUCUCUUCCACAUGCAUGUCACUGGCCCGGGCUCCAUGUUCGAAUGGGGCGACAACGGUGUCAACUUGUACUCGACCACCGCCAACCCGAUGUUCUUCUAUGCCGAGCAGUACAACCACCCCGAGUACAUGCUGUUCCAACGUGACCAGCAUGAUGCACCUUCCGACCCGUGGAGCAUGUUCUGGUACAACCCGUCAGUUUCGGGCGCGUUCUGGGAUGGAUUAAACCUCGACGGCUUCUUCGACAACCACACGGACCAGUGGGGUUCGAUGCGCACGAGUUGGACGGACGAGGACGCGUUAUUUAUUGCGAUGAAAGCGGGGAUGCUGCAAGGACAUCAGACUCACAAUGAUCUCGACUGCGGUGAUUUUGUGCUGGACGCCCUCGGCACGCGGUGGGCGGGAGAGCUGGGAGAUGAGAACUACCUUGACACCGGCUACUUCAGCAAUGAUACGCAGGAAAGUGAUCGGUGGCUGUACUAUCGCAAGCGGACGGAAGGUCAGAACACCAUCCUGGUCAACUACGCGAACCAGCUUGUCACGGCUACGCCUACGAUCAGAUAUGGCACGGACAACACCACGCAGGGAUCGAGCACUGUUUUCUCUGUACCUGACAAUUCGACUGCCUUUUUCACUGCGGACCUGGCGAGUGCCUACGAAAACGUGACCUCGUUCCAGCGCGGUAUCCGCAUGAUCAACAGCCGGAAGCAGGUGCUGCUUCAGGACGAUAUCACCGCAGAUGCACCGAUCCAGUGGCGCAUGCACACGAACGCGACCGUGACCGUGAACAGCGAAGGCAACGGCGCGACACUGCAGAUCGGAAACGAAAAGCUUGAGCUCACGGUGCUCUCGCCGUCGAGCGGGUACAAAAUCACGACGGAGACACCGGCGGCGCGGUUAUCGACGGACCCGCCCCUGCCUUCGGGCCAGACGGACCUGCCGAACACGGGGGUGACGGUGAUCAUGAUCAGCCUGGACGCAGGCACAUAUAGCCUCCAGGUAUUGUUCAACCCGCAGUGGUCCGACAUGUCGUCGAGCGAGUUUGUAACACCGCCUUCUGUCUCCGUCAGUGACUGGACGCUGACGAGCCACAACUAA